AUGGCCGAGGCUUUGCUAGGAAUUGUGAUUGAAAACUUGGGAUCUUUUGUCCAAGAUGAUCUUGCAACAUUUUUGGGUGUUGACCAACAGAUUCAGAAGCUUUCCAGCUAUCUCACUGCAAUUCGCGCUGUCCUCGAAGAUGCUGAGAAAAAGCAAAUCACAAGUAAAGCUGUGAAGGAUUGGCUUCAGAAACUGACAGAUGCAGUAUAUGUGUUGGACGAUAUCUUGGAUGAAUGUUCAAUACACUCAAAAAGUUCAUGCUUAUCCCGUCUCCACCCUAAGGACAUUCUCUUUCAUCGUGAUGUUGGCAAGAGGAUGAAAGACAUCACCCAAAGAUUUCAUGACAUUCAUGAAGAAAAGAGCAUGUUUCAAUUAAGUACUGGUGUCACUGACAAGCAAGCAGAGGAUGAUGAUGAAUGGCGCCAAACUAGCUCUGUCAUUACUGAACCCAUUAUCUAUGGUAGAGACCAAGACAGAGAGCAAAUUGUGGAGUUUCUUUUGCGGCAUGCAAGCAACAGCCAAGACCUCUCCAUCUAUACCAUAGUUGGUAUGGGUGGACUUGGGAAAACCACACUUGCCAAACAGGUCUUCAAUGAUGACCGGGUAAGCAAACAUUUUGACUUGGAAAUCUGGGUUUGUGUUUCUAAUGAUUUCAAUACAAAAAUAAUACUGCAAUCCAUCAUAGAAUGUGUCACUGGACAAAAUCCCAAUCUCAAUACUUUAGAAGCAAUGCAAAAAAAGGUUCAAGAAGUGUUGCAGAGCAAGAGGUAUUUACUUGUUCUUGAUGAUGUGUGGAAUGAAGACCAAAGGAAAUGGAAGGAGUUGAAGGGGGUGUUACAGUGUGCAAUGGGAACAAUUUUGGUCACCACUCGACUUGAGCAAGUUGCAUCCAUCAUGGAAGUGUGUCCUGUUCAUCGUUUGAUAGAAUUAUCUGAUGAUGACAGUUGGUCAUUGUUCAAACAUCAUGCAUUUGGACAUGACAGAGAAGAGAGUGAAGAGCUUGUUGCAAUUGGCAAAUAUAUAGUGAGGAAAUGCGUUGGUUCACCCCUUGCAAUCAAAACACUGGGAAGCCUCUUGCGUGGUGAAAGUGAAGUACAACAAUGGCAGAACAUAAAGGAAAGUGAGAUUUGGGAUAUAAAAGAGGAAAAUUCUCUCACAAGAGGGGAAAAUUUUAUCUUGCGUGCUUUGAAACUAAGCUACGUUAAUUUAGACUUAUCAUUAAGGAGAUGUUUUUCCUUUUGUGCAAUUUUUCCUAAAGGUUCUGAAAUUGUCAAGGAAGAACUAAUUCAUCUUUGGAUGGCUAAUGGAUUUAUUAAAUCUGAAGGGAAUUUAGAAGUGGAGAAUGUUGGCAAUAAGGUGUGGAAAAGAUUAUACGGCAGAUCAUUUUUUCAGGAAGAAAAGACCGAUAAGUUAGGAAUCAUUACAAGUUUCAAGAUACAUGAUCUAUUUCAUGAUCUUGCACAGUCCGUUGUGGGUGAAGAAUGUGUGAUUUAUGAGCACGAAAGGUUGAGUGAUUUGUCAAACAAAGUUCACCAUUUACACUUGUUAAAAUGUAAUGAGUAUGAGUCAGUCAAUAAAGCAUCCUUAAAUAAAGUUGAAUCCUUGCGAACUUUUCUUCUUGAUGAUUCGAAUAAGUUCAAUAGAAUUGUUUGUCUGUCGCCAUUAAACAACAGUCUUCGAGCAUUAAAGAUAUCUUCUCGUCAAUUGUUACCUCUCAUUGAUUUAACACAGUUGAGGUACUUGUAUCUGCGUCGGAGUUAUGUCACUUGCUUGCCUAGUUCUAUUUGUAGGUUACAAAAAUUGCAAAUAUUAAAACUAGAAGAUUGUCGCAACCUUAGUAGUUUGCCCAAAAACUUGACACGCAUGCAGGAUCUAAGGCAUCUCGUGAUUAAUAGAUGUUACUCAAUAAUAGCAACGCCUCCUAAUAUUGGCAAGCUAAGCCAUCUAAGAACAUUGAACACUUUCAUAGUGGGUUCAAAGCCAGGGUAUGGGUUGGCAGAGUUACAUGAUUUAAAACUAGGAGGCAAGCUGCAUAUCAGAGGCCUUGAGAAUGUCUCAAGUGAAUGGGAUGCUAAAGAAGCAAAUUUGAUUAGUAAGAGGGAGCUGAAUCGCUUAUACUUGUCAUGGGGUCCUGGUCCCAGUUCAGAAGGUGGUAAUGUUAAUGCUGAGCAAGUACUGGAAGCCCUUGAACCUGCCUCAACUCUAAAGAGUUUGAGAAUGAAUGGAUACAAGGGAAUACAGUUACCAAAUUGGCUGAGAAAUCCUUCAGUUAUGAAAGACUUGGUGGACGUUAUGCUCUACGAUUGCAAGAACUGUGAGGAGCUUCCUCCACUUGGUAAACUACCAAAUUUAAAAAGGCUGUACUUAUCUGGAAUGAAAGAUGUUAAACACAUAGAUGGUGAGUCAUAUGGUGGCGCGGAGGAGAAGGCUUUUCCAUCUUUGGAGACGUUGACUGUGGUGAAAUUACCAAACUUGGAGAGGAUAUUGAGAGAUGAAAGAGUGGAGAUGCUCCCUCGUCUUUCCCAACUAAACAUUGAUGGCGUUCCCAACCUUAAAUUGCGACCCCUUCCAUCUGUUGAGCACCUUGAUGCUUCGCAUAUUGAGGACGAUGCUUCUUUCAUGGAAGGGGUUGUUGGGAAUGUGCCUUGUCUCAAGCAUCUCAGCUUUAAAUACUUUAGCAAACUCAAGGUGCUACCAGACCAACUUGGCAGGAUUGGUGCACUGGAGACACUAUUCAUUGAACAUUGUGAUGGACUGGAGUCUUUUCCGGAACAUGUGUUACAAGGUCUAACUUGUCUUCGAGUUCUAUAUAUUGCCUACUGUGAGAAAUUAAAAUGGUUGUCUGAAGGUGUGGUACAUUUAACUUGUCUUGAGGGUUUGGUUGUCGGGCGCUGUCCAGAGCUAGUGGCUCUACCAAACAAUAUGAACCAACUAACUGCCCUUCAAAUUGUGUCAAUUUCCGAUACAUUACCAGAAGGCUUACAACAUAUCCCCUCCCUGCAAAGUUUGAAUACAUAUGGUUGUAGUUCAUUGCCAGAGUGGCUGGGAGACAUGACUUCUCUUAAGGAAUUAACGUUAGUGAGAUGCAUGGAGUUGAGGUCACUACCAAGUAGCAUUCAACGCCUCACCAACUUGGCUGAAUUAUAUAUUGAGGAAUGUCCUGAGCUGGAGAAGCGGUGCAAGAGGGAAACAGGGGAAGAUUGGCAAUACAUAGCUCACAUUCCACAAGUGACAGUGGUCAGCUCCUCAAUCAGAGAACUCACAUAUUGCGACAGAAUCCGAUCCUUCUGGAUGCUAUGCAACACAACUGGAAUGCACUCUGCUAUAGACUUUUGGCGAGAUAAUCCUCCACAACAUGAACUUGACAGAAUUAUUGAAGAUGAUCUGUGAAUUCUAUGUAUCAUAUCUAUUCCUAGCAGAUUGUAACUUGCCAUGGAGGUAUGAGGGUAUGUUAGAAUCUCCAUAAAUGCCAAAUGGACGCAAUUGGCUACUUUUACAUGUCGUUAUUAUGAUAGUUUCAACUUCCAAGUAUGUAACUGGUUAGAAAAGAAAACACUUUUAAGUAUGUAAAAGCAUAUUUACAUUCGUAUAUCUUUUUAAGAUGAGAUAGCUGAAUGUCCAAAAUUGACCCACCUUCCCUUUUAUCUAUUUGUAAAUUAAGAAUGGUACAACUCUCUUCUUUUAGUCCAAAAAUUUGAACUUACCUGGACAUCCAUAUCUAUCCUACGGUUAGGGGUUCUACUUACUUGAUAGAU
This is a messenger RNA of Cajanus cajan (pigeon pea), 3755 nucleotides long. Its product is annotated as disease resistance protein RGA2. Gene Ontology annotation, molecular function: ADP binding. NCBI's taxonomy places the organism in Eukaryota, Viridiplantae, Streptophyta, Magnoliopsida, Fabales, Fabaceae. The record is from RefSeq and is a predicted model, not a curated record.